GCAUAUAUUUGAAUCCUUGGAGGAGAAAAUAGAAUAGACAGAGAUCAGGAAAUAGGAAUGUCAUACUUGUUACCACAUUUGCAUUCUGGGUGGGCAGUGGAUCAGGCUAUUCUCUCCGAAGAAGAACGAGUAGUUGUCAUACGCUUCGGUCACGAUUGGGAUGACACAUGCAUGCAGAUGGAUGAAGUGCUGGCAUCCGUUGCGGAGACCAUAAAAAAUUUCGCAGUCAUUUAUCUGGUGGACAUCACGGAGGUACCGGACUUCAACACCAUGUACGAGUUGUAUGACCCGUGCACCGUAAUGUUCUUUUUCAGGAACAAACACAUCAUGAUAGACCUUGGAACCGGAAACAACAAUAAGAUCAACUGGGCUCUCAAAGACAAGCAAGAGUUCAUUGAUAUUGUCGAAACUGUCUAUCGCGGUGCUAGGAAGGGACGUGGUCUUGUCAUUUCUCCCAAAGAUUACUCUACCAAGUACCGCUACUGAGAUUCAGAUGCUUACCCUCCAAUUUAUUCUACAUUACCAUUACUACUUCCUCAACUUUUCACUAUAAUCCCAAAUACCUGGAGCAAUGAUACUUCAUUUGAGUGGACUAUGAUGUUUAAUUUAGUCACGCCUAUGCUCCAUGUUAGUUUAAUGUUAAUGAACAUUACAUUGUACACCACAAUAUGUUUCACCCUAUGCUCGUUUAUUCUUUUCACUUGGCACUAUCCUAUUUUAUUGUGUG
Messenger RNA from Cajanus cajan (pigeon pea), 727 nucleotides. RefSeq names its product thioredoxin-like protein YLS8. Lineage: Eukaryota; Viridiplantae; Streptophyta; Magnoliopsida; Fabales; Fabaceae. Gene Ontology annotation, cellular component: U5 snRNP; spliceosomal complex; U4/U6 x U5 tri-snRNP complex. Gene Ontology annotation, biological process: mRNA splicing, via spliceosome. The record is from RefSeq and is a predicted model, not a curated record.